Onthophagus taurus is the source of this 4307-nucleotide messenger RNA. NCBI's taxonomy places the organism in Eukaryota, Metazoa, Arthropoda, Insecta, Coleoptera, Scarabaeidae. The record is from RefSeq and is a predicted model, not a curated record.
UUAAAAAUUAUAUAUUAUGGUUACAUUAAUUCACUUAUAAUUUCACAUUCGUUGGUGAUAAAUGCUUGGGGUCGAAAUGCCAGCAAAAUUUAUUCUUUACUAUCAUUCUUAAAAUUUUGAAGGAAGAGUAAAAAUUGGAAAAAGAAUGCGGAAAUAUAUUUAAGUAAGUAAACAUAAUGGUUCUUGAGUGAGAUGUUUACCAGCUGUUUAUAAUAUCGUAAGUAUAAUUGAUAUGUAAAAAAUAUUUAUUUAACUCCAUUAUAAUAAUUCAAGUUUUGAAGAAAAAUUGCUUUUUUAAUGGGAUUAGAUAAAACGUUGUUGCUAAUAUGUUAUCAAAAGCUUUGUUUAACUUACAUAAUUUGGAAAUCUAGUGCAAUACAAUUGUUUUGGCAAAUAUUAUGUUCGUUACAUGAUAUUAGGCUUUUCAUAACUAUUAACAGCUUUUUAGAGAAAUUCUUAAAUAAAUUUUGUUUCAAUAUAUAGCACAUAACAAUGGUACGCUACCGCACGUGCGCUGUUAAGGGUUGUGAAGAUAAGGUGUCUUCUAGACAUUUAUUUCCAAACCCAGAGAAAUUUCCAGAGACAUUUGAUGCUUGGGUAAAAGUAUGUGGAAAUAACGACUUAAUGGGAAUGGAUUCGAAGGAGUUAUACCGCAAAAAGAGAGUUUGUAAUGCUCACUUCACGUCUGCCGAUAUGUUCUCAAAUAACCUUCUAAGGAAGAAUGUUAUACCUAGUUUGAACAUACCAACUCCACCGCAAGACCAAGUUCUUGUUGAGUUAACUGAAAAAGUAGUACAUGAAGUUGCUUUAACGUCAUACCGAUGUAUCGAACAUGAUUAUACAAAACAGAUGGAAGAUACCCCAUUGCUAGAAGAUAAUAUACCUUCAACAAGUACUCAAGAGUUUGUAUCUCCAACAAGAAAACACACAACUUCCAUAUUAAAAGAGGUUGGUGUCCAAAGAGAAAAAGAUUUAUCCCCUAAGGCACAAAGACUGUACAGAAAAAAUAUACAACUAAAAAGAGGCAUUUGUAGAUUAAAACGAUCUAAUUUACAAUUAAAAAGAAGGACGCAUGUGUUUACAAAAGCAGAGAUGAUUAAAAGAGUGACAGAUGAUUUGGUACCACAUGUCGCGGAUUUUAUAAAAAGCCAAAUUCGCUUGAGUGGGAAACAUCCACAAGGUAGAAGAUACACAUUAAAUGAGAAAUGUUUAGCACUUAUAUUAUAUAAGCAAAGCCCUCAAGGCUACAGAUUAUUUUCCAAAUUGUUCGCUGUGCCAGGGAGGAAAACCAUGACAACAAUGUUACAAAAUAUUCCUUUAAGUGUAGGAAUUAAUAAAGAAAUUUUAAAUAAUUUAAAGGACAGUAUUACCACUUUUUCGUCAGAUGAAAAAAUAUGUGUUCUGUUUGACGAAAUGGCGAUAUAAUCGCAUGUUUCAUUUUGUAUGAAAACAAAACAAUUUUGUGGUUUUGAAGAUCUUGGUGAUGAUGUUUCGUCACCAAAAAUUGCUAAUCAUGCGAUCGUUUUUAUGUUAAGAGGCGUUACCAGGGAUUGGAAGCAACCUAUUGCGUUUGGGUUUACACAGAGUUCGAUUAAAACAAUUGAUUUAGUAAGAAAAAUCAAAGAAAUUGUCAAACAAUGUGAGAAUAUUGGAUUGCGAAUUAUUGCAAGCGUUAGCGACCAAGGGGCAUCAAAUAUGGCAGCAAUAAAUUAUUUAAUGAAACAAUCAUUAAAUGAAGUAGAAUAUCGAAACAGAAAAUGUUAUAAAGUAAACAAUGACAUCAUUUAUCAUAUAUUUGAUCCUCCACACCUAAUCAAAGGCGUGAGGAACAAUUUAUUAACAAAAGAUUUAGUGUGUAAGGACAAAAAUAUUGUUAAUGUUGCCAAAUGGGACGACAUAUAUAAUGUAUAUAUGCUUGAUAAUGCCGCUGGGGAAUUAAGCAUUCUCACAAAACUAACAGAGGAGCAUUGUGUACCGAACAAAAUUAAAAAAAUGAAAGUAUGUAUCGCAACACAGACUCUCAGCCAUUCUGUAGCGGGUGCUAUAAAUGCUUUAAUAAAAUCAGGUAAUUUAUUAUACUGUUUUAUUUUGUUAUUUUAUAAUAAACAUAAAUGUUAAUAUUUUGUUUGUAGAAACCGCGGCUGGUACAGCCCAAAUUCUAAACUUUUUUGAUAAGUUGUUUGACAGUGUCAAUGGAAACUCCGUGUACCCUCCAAGAAAAAAAGAAUUGCGGUGUGCAUUGACACAUAAUUCACCCCAUCAUCAAUUUUUUGAUUAUGCGAAGGUUGUGCUGAAAAAUAUGUGGUUUAAGAAAGGACAACAAGAGAGCAUUCCACCAUCAUUAACCUUCGCUUGACUGAAACCGGGUCAAUGUUGACCCGGUUUCAAGAAAUUUAGUUUUUUUCCUUGUAACUUGCUAAAUAUUUUUUUUUAGUUUUUUUCCUUUUUUGAAUUUUUCUAAAAUAUCGUAUUGAAACAUAAGCAAUAAUAACCAAAACGAAAAUUAACGCAGUUCAAGAAUAAAUUGCAUUUUGUUGCAAUGGGUCAGCUGUGACCCGGUUUUGGUAUACUGUGUUUUAUUUUUUCUUAAUUCUAACGAACUUAUUUCAUGCAAGUUAAGACUUGUUUUUCAAUUCAGUUUACUUCCGUACGUGCCAGUGUAAUGUAGUGUUUGUGGUUCAUCGUAGCAAAAUAGUACAAUGGCAUAUAAAAAGGCGUUAUCGGACGACGAACUUUUUCAAAAUCUUAUCAAUGAUUCGGAAGACGAAAAUGAAAGGGAGUUGAUGAUUGAGGAAGUAUUUAGUGAUAGUUCUGAAGAAGUAGAAGAUGUUAUAGAAGAAAAUGAAAAUAUUGAUGAUGAUGACGACAAUAUUUUAUCUAGUGAGGAAAACGAUAUUAGCGAUGAAAUUGAGGAAGAAUUAGAUCGUAAUAUUGAAGUUGCUGGUCGCACAUGGAAAUACAUAGCUCAAAAACAAAGGAAAACAAGAGCAGCAGAUUGUAUUCGCAAAGAAAAAGGUUUGACAGAGAAAAGCAAGGAUAUCGAAUCGAUUCUGGAUUGUUUCUUUUUAUUUAUUUCUGACGAAAUUUUUGAAAUUAUUGUAAAAUUUACUAAUCAAAGAGCAAAAGAAAUUAUAAGUAAAUAUAAUGAGACUCAUGAAGACAACUUAUUCAAAUCAUGGCAAGACGUAGAUGUUACGGAAAUACGUGGUUUCUUUGCAAUACUAAUUUUAUCAGGAAGAUUUAGAGAAGCAAAAGAAAACCCAGUUAAUUUGUGGACUUCAACAAAUAUAUCUUUAUCAAGACCAAUAUAUCAAGCUUGUAUGAGCCGAAAUAUAUAUUGCGAUAUUUUACGCUUCCUUCGUUUUGACGACAUUUCCACAAGAACAGAGAGAAAAAGUCUAGACAAACUUGCUCCAAUUCGCGAUGUUGUUGAUAAUUUCACAAAAAACUGCAGAGAUUCAUAUUGCCCAUCAGCAUUUGGAACAAUAGAUGAGCAGCUGGUAAGUUAUAGAGGCCGUUGUCCAUUUAAGGUUUAUAUACCCAGCAAGCCCGGCAAAUAUGGGAUAAAAAUUUGGACAUUAUGUGAUGCGACAACAUUUUACUGCUGUAAUUUAGAAGUUUACUUAGGUAAAAAGGGAGGAUCAGCUGAACAAAAUCAAGGACCUCGCGUAGUAAAGACUUUAGCAAAUCAUUGGUAUGGAAGUGGCCGCAAUAUAACGACAGAUAAUUUUUUUACUGAUUUAACUCUUGCGGAAGAGCUUCUAAAAGAAAAACUAACUUUAAUUGGAACUAUGCGCAAAAAUAGAAAGGACUUACCAAAGAGUCUUUUGGAUAUAAAAUCACGUGCAGUAUAUUCGUCUGAUUUUCUCUUUACUAGAGACUUAACAUUAGUGUCCUAUGUUACUAAACCAAAAAAAUUUGUAAUUUUACUUUCCUCUACCCAUCACGAACAUGACAUUGCUGAUGAAAACGAAAAAUUUAAACCUGAUAUCAUUCUGGCAUAUAACAAAACAAAAAGUGGCGUAGAUGUUUUGGACAAACUUGUGCGUGAGUAUUCAUGCAAAAGAAAUACGAGAAGAUGGCCACUUAGACUAUUUCUCAAUUUGAUUGACAUAGCAUGUUAUAACGCGUUUGUUUUGUGGACAAUAAAAAAUCCGGAGUGGCACAGUGAUUCAUCCAUAACAUAUCGAAGAAAAAUAUUUCUUCAAGAUUUGGGAAUGGAACUUGCUAGGACACAAAUUGAAAGAAGAGUAAAGAAAAUUGAAGAAGAUGGUCGGGGUUUUACAAAUUUGGUGACCACAGCUAUA